AUGUCCAAGCAGGUGGAGGUCCGGAUGCACGACAGCCACCUGGGCCCGGAGGAGCCCGCGCCCCGGCACCUGGGCCUGCGCCUCUGCCACAAGCUGGGCAAGAACCUGCUGCUCACGCUCACGGUGUUCGGCGUGGUGCUGGGUGCGGUGUGUGGCGGGCUGCUGCGCCUGGCGUCCCCUCUGCACCCUGACGUGGUGAUGCUGAUCGCCUUCCCUGGGGACAUCCUCAUGCGGAUGCUGAAGAUGCUCAUCCUGCCGUUGAUCAUCUCCAGCCUCAUCACAGGGCUGGCCGGCCUGGACGCCAAGGCCAGCGGCCGCCUGGGCACAAGAGCCAUGGUGUAUUACAUGUCCACGACCAUCAUUGCUGCCGUGCUGGGGGUCAUCCUGGUCCUGGCCAUCCACCCCGGGAACCCCAAGCUCAAGAAGCAGCUGGGGCCCGGGAAGAAGAGCGAUGAGGUAUCUAGCCUGGACGCCUUCCUGGACCUCAUCCGGAAUCUCUUCCCUGAGAACCUUGUGCAGGCCUGCUUCCAACAGAUUCAAACAGUGACCAAGAAGGUCCUGGUGGCACCACCGGCAGACGAGGAGGCCAACGCCACCAGCACCGUCAUCUCACUGCUGAACGAGACGGCAACCCAAGCAUCUGAUGAGGCCAAGAUGGCGAUCAAGAAGGGACUGGAGUUCAAGGAUGGGAUGAACGUCCUGGGUCUGAUCGGUUUCUUCAUCGCGUUUGGCAUCGCCAUGGGGAAAAUGGGCGAGCAGGCCAAGCUGAUGGUGGAGUUCUUCAACAUCCUCAACGAGAUCGUCAUGAAGCUGGUCAUCAUGAUCAUGUGGUACUCCCCGCUGGGUAUUGCCUGCCUCAUCUGCGGGAAGAUCAUCGCCAUCAAGGACCUGGAGGUGGUGGCCAGGCAGCUGGGCAUGUACAUGGUGACAGUGAUCGUGGGGCUCAUCAUCCACGGGGGCAUCUUCCUGCCCCUCAUCUACUUCGUCGUGACCAGGAAGAACCCCUUCUCCUUCUUCGCCGGCAUCUUCCAGGCAUGGAUCACGGCACUGGGCACCGCCUCCAGUGCCGGCACCUUGCCUGUCACCUUCCGCUGCCUGGAGGAGAACCUGGGCAUCGACAAGCGCGUCACCAGAUUCGUGCUCCCCGUGGGCGCCACCAUCAAUAUGGACGGCACGGCCCUCUACGAGGCGGUGGCCGCCAUCUUCAUAGCCCAGAUGAAUGGCGUCGUCCUGGACGGGGGCCAGAUCGUGACCGUCAGCCUCACGGCCACCCUGGCCAGUGUGGGUGCGGCCAGCAUCCCCAGCGCUGGCCUGGUCACCAUGCUCCUCAUCCUGACGGCUGUGGGCCUGCCGACUGAGGACAUCAGCUUGCUGGUGGCCGUGGACUGGCUGCUGGACAGGAUGAGGACGUCGGUGAACGUCGUGGGCGACUCGUUCGGGGCCGGGAUCGUCUACCACCUGUCCAAGUCUGAGCUGGACACCCUUGACUCCCAGCACCGUGGGCACGAGGACAUCGAAAUGACCAAGACGCAGUCCCUGUACGACGGUCUGAAGGACCACCGGGGCAGCAACUCCAGCCAGGGCGUCUACACCGCGCACAACUCCGUCGUGGCAGACGACUGCAAGGUGACUCUGGCAGCCAAUGGGAAGUCGGCCGACGGCGGUGUGGACGAGGAGCCAUGGAAACGGGACAAGUAGGCUGGGCCCUCGCAGAUUCUCGAUAAAGUCCCCGGCGUCUCUUGUGGUCAAAGGUGACAUAAACAGCUUUCCGUCAACAGGAA
Carlito syrichta (Philippine tarsier) is the source of this 1781-nucleotide messenger RNA. It is a transcript of the gene SLC1A2, whose product is annotated as solute carrier family 1 member 2. Gene Ontology annotation, molecular function: glutamate:sodium symporter activity; neutral L-amino acid transmembrane transporter activity; L-glutamate transmembrane transporter activity. Gene Ontology annotation, biological process: L-glutamate transmembrane transport. The transcript has 10 exons. The coding region runs from base 1 to 1698 and encodes 565 amino acids. Gene Ontology annotation, cellular component: plasma membrane. Lineage: Eukaryota; Metazoa; Chordata; Mammalia; Primates; Tarsiidae. The record is from RefSeq and is a predicted model, not a curated record.